AGCUUUCUCAUGGUUUGGUGCUGCUCGUCAGUUUAGUGCGAAUUUUCCGAUACGAAUCUUUGAUUUUACGUGUGUUCAACAGUGCCUCUUUUACUUGGAUUAUUUUUUGGAAAUCAUUUUUUCGUGUAUGGAUCAUGCGGUUUUUGGUGACAUUCAUUACCGUUUGCAUAGCCUGUCUCGCAGCUGUGGUUAGAGCACAGUUUGGAGGCUUUGGCUACGACUUCAGUUCUUAUGGAAGUUUCGGACUCGAUAGCCGCCUAACCAGGGCAAGAGACCCAAGAGAAAAUACUGGACCGGUGGUAUUUCCAGUGGCUCCUCCAGAUAACGGCGAAACCAGUGGGGUAGUUGUUGGUGCUUCUGGAUAUGGAUUCGUACCUCCAAAUAGCCCCAGCUCUAGGGCAAUAAAAAACCUUAUUUAGAUGUUUAGGUGCUUUUGACUGCAAAAGGGGGUCCUGGACGAUACUUCGGAUACUUCUAGCCAUCGCAACCAAAUACAUAACAAAUUCAACUAUACCAAGAAUCUCAUAGGUACUGCCCGUUUUGCGUGUAAAUAUGAUCAGGGUGCUUAACACUGCCGUGUAAAUAAUUAUUUAAUGGACAUCAAAGCCAUGCUGUGGCACGUUUGUUAAUUAAUGUUUAAAACACAAGUUAGCUUAAGUAUUUAAUUUUACUUCAUAAUGUCUCUGUGUGAGCGCAAAUGUCGACAUGUGCAAUAAUUGUAAUUUUAUUUAUUUGAAUUAAUUAUAGUUUUAUCAGGAAA
Messenger RNA from Dendroctonus ponderosae (mountain pine beetle), 760 nucleotides. RefSeq lists its product as uncharacterized. The record is from RefSeq and is a predicted model, not a curated record. Lineage: Eukaryota; Metazoa; Arthropoda; Insecta; Coleoptera; Curculionidae. The transcript is spliced from 4 exons. Bases 135 to 419 code for a protein of 94 amino acids.